Molecule: messenger RNA, 1450 nt
Organism: Carassius auratus (goldfish)
Lineage: Eukaryota; Metazoa; Chordata; Actinopteri; Cypriniformes; Cyprinidae
Product: integumentary mucin C.1-like
Exons: 10
Coding region: 338-1138 (266 amino acids)
Source: RefSeq, a predicted model, not a curated record
ACAGUCAAAAGUUCGAUGUUAAUAAAGCUCAGACGUUGAGGAAACUAAGUUGCUCACAAGGACGAGCUACACAACCUUCAGUCUACAAACUGUAUGAGAGAGCCUCUUUGAUAGUUAUAUAGCACAUGCUGGAGAGUGGUUGCUAACUCGCAUUUAACCUUGAAGGGUUUAGUAUGAAUUUUACUCACACACCCCAAAAAAAUAUGUUAGUUUUUUUUUUUUGUUAAAUUAUCUGAACAUAUCAGGGUUUACGGUGUAAAGGUUCACAUGUUAAAGUGCACACAGGCAUGAUUGUGGUCAUGACUACGUUCAUCUUCAUACAAAAGACUCUGGUCUGAUGAGUUACUUCCUAAUUCACUCAUUGUGUGAGUCUCGUCUCUUCUCUUCUCUCUCUCUUGCUGUAAUGGAGUUGUUCAUCUUCAUAGUGUUUCAGCUCCUGACGGAGGUUCAGUCUUACAAUUCCCUUCAGAAACCCUUCAUCAGUGUUAGUGAUAAUGAUGACCAGCUCUUCAUAGCAUGUGAAAUACCACUUUCAGUCAGAGCUGAUUUCAUCUGUAGUCUCUACACUGAGGAUGAUGUUCUUCUGUUUCACCGUGUCUCUCACUGGAGUCAGUCUGGAGGGAAGCUUUGUAUAUUUUAUUUAAGUCGUAGUGAACUCUUCACACAAUCAGUGAACAGCAGAGAGCUGAGCUGUGUUUAUUCACUCAAGACUGAACCUGAGAUCAGAUCACCACACAGUGACACAUACACCAUCAGUGACACAAUCCCCAUCACAGUCACCAUCACCAUCAGAGACACGAUCACCAUCAGAGACACGAUCAACUUCAGAGACACAAUCACUACCAGAGAUUCAACUUCAACCACCACUGAACAUAGGACUACAACAACAGCCCCGACAAGCUCAGCAUUAAAUGUAAUGUUCACUUCUGAAAUAACAACAUACAGUAAAACUGAUGACGAAUCCAAGACAAGCCUGCCAACCAGCACAGCAAAGACAACCCUAACAGAGUUAAAUGUCAUGUCCACUUCUGAAACAACAACAUACAGUAAAACUGACUUUCAAUCAGAAUCAAACCUGCUAACCAGCGCAGCAACAGAAACCACGGACUCAUGGCAUUAUUUCUGUCUGGACUCAUAGGAUUCAUCUGUCUGUGCCGCUUCACCAGGUUUGCUGAUGUUCACAGAGAUGAACUACACCUCCUGACAGAUAGAAAUAACUGCCUUGUCUAAAUACCCACACUUGCAGUCUUGGCACUUGACCACUUGACAAUUUAUAUGAUGUAUUUCCUGUAUUUGGUGCAAGUGUUCAAACUUAUAGUAUUGUAAAAAUGCAAGUGUUUAUAUAGCUUAUUUUACAUAACUUCAUCAGUAGUCCCUAUAACAUUUCAUAAUUGUAAUUUGUGCUUCUAAUUAAGUGAUUAAAAAGCAGUUCAAAAUAAAUAUACUAAUC